AUGGAAGAUUGCGUCACCAUUGGCACUUCUGGAGCUAAACGUCGUGUAUGUGAAGCUAAACACGGUAUUUAUGAAUAUGUAGAAGAACAACAAACUUUUUCUACAUCUUGUGAGCAUAAAAUGGUGUUUCCUAUCAGUCUAAAAGGCUGGUUAUGGCGUCGUGAAGGGCGUGGUAUUUUUCAUUAUUAUCGUCGUCGUUUUUGUGUAUUUCAGGCACAACAGGCGCAGUUUUAUGUUUAUUCCAAUGACGAGCACGACACAUUGUUACGCCAUAUGAAACUCGCAAGAGUGACACUCACAAAUCGUGCCGAGAACAGUUUAUUGAUACAAGGAUAUGUGCAAGACGAGAAGGAGAGAGUGGACAUUAAAGGUCAAAUAGAUGACGUGACGAGAGAUAUCGUACUGGAAGAACAAGAUGAUGAUGUUGUAUACAAGUUGAAAGAGGAGAAAUUCAAAGCUGUAUCAGCAAAGGCCUGUAGUGUCUGGAUUCAUUGUUUCAAGUAUCAUAUGAAGAGCUACGCAUUUCGUAGACAAAAGAUAAAGCAAGAGAAACAAGGCGAAGAGAAUGGUGGAAGCAUGGAGAGGAUGAUUGAAGAAAACAUUUUGCAGGAGAUGAUUAUGGAUCCAGACUUUGUGUUUGAGGACGCGACAAAGAGUAAAAGACGGCCGACACGUUCUGUAAGCAGCUAUUGGGGAUCAUUUGGAAGUGGAUUGUUUUCGACCUCAAGACCAAGAAGCAAAAGCAAACAAGAAGAUGUGAGGAAAACAGAGAGCUUGGACCGUAGCGUCUGUGAAGCACGAAAACUGGUAUCACACCAAGUUCCGUGUGAUCAGGAUAUUGUCACCAAUAGAUUGACGGUAGAAGAAGAAGUGGCAAGGACGAUUGCGGCAAAAAGCUUGCAGAAGUUCGAAGAAAAGCCAGUAGAAAAGCAAGCGUCUGUUUUGAUAUCGGACCUCCCGUGUGUUUCGUCUAUCUGGGAAGACGAAGAACUGUUGUCACACUGUGUCGAUUUUGAUGCGAUCAUUAAAAAAGAAAAGCUGACGGCUGGCGCGUGUGGCGAAGUAUGGCGAGCCAUAUAUCGUUCGCAGGAGGUCGUGAUAAAGGGUUUGGUGGAACGAGUCAUGGCCAGUGCCAAAUCGCCAACCUCUUUCAGUGGGAGUGAUAUUAGUGCUGUUUAUCGCCGCCGUUGCGCUAUUUUGGAUUUUAUAGAGGAGAUACGCAUCAUGUCAAGGCUAGAGCAUCAUCGAAUUGUCGAGUUUCGUGGUGUAGCUUUGAGCUAUGAGAGAGAUAUUUUUCUGGUCAUGGAGUACUUGCCGCGAGGCGACCUUAAAACAUUUCUUGGCGCCAUGAGACGCAAGUGUGACAAUUCUAUGGGGCUAAACAGUGGAUUUCAAAGCGUUUGGACGUGGACACGACACCAAUGGCGUUUGGCUAUUGACAUCAUCGAAGGGCUUGUGUAUCUCCACUCGCUUAGCCCGUCCCUGGUACAUGGCGACAUCAAGUCAGCUAAUGUUUUGCUGCGUGACAAUGUUCGCGCAAAAUUGGCCGACUUUGGUCUUUCGCGCUACCUUUCGUCCGACGAGGACAAAGAUGCGAAUUUGGCAGGAAAAGGCACGAGCAGUGCUAAAAUGUCCGACUAUGGCACUCGAGCUUAUGGCACUGGACGCUGGAUGGCUCCAGAAUUGAUUAAAUGUGGAGCACAGACGUCUAUUGCGUCUGAUGUGUAUGCUUUUGGAAUCGUCUUGUCCGAGAUUGACACUUGUGAGCUGCCAUUUCAUGAACGAGAGAAGGCGGGAACUCGUUCUUCUUUUACAAGUACGAACGAAAGCACAAACAAUGACAGCAAUGUGCGAUCAAUGAACGAAAGCACCUUAGUGCAUCGUAUUGUAACCAACGGUUGGAAGCCUUCAUUUCGCGUGACAUGCCCGGAUGCUAUCAAAAAGCUUGCUCAUGAUUGUGUCUUACCGGAUCCAAGCAAACGUCCGACGUCACUUGCAGUCGCACAUCGAUUACGUCAAGCUGCAAUGAAACGUGAACGACCUGAGACUCUUGCUGCACAGGCUAAAGCCAUUACAUCACUUCAUAUUCACUGA
This is a messenger RNA of Peronospora belbahrii, 2094 nucleotides long. Lineage: Eukaryota; Oomycota; Peronosporomycetes; Peronosporales; Peronosporaceae. The record is from the annotation of a GenBank genome assembly.